This is a messenger RNA of Spea bombifrons (plains spadefoot toad), 2932 nucleotides long. RefSeq names its product phosphodiesterase 6A (gene PDE6A). The coding region runs from base 241 to 2841 and encodes 866 amino acids. Gene Ontology annotation, biological process: signal transduction. Gene Ontology annotation, molecular function: protein binding; 3',5'-cyclic-nucleotide phosphodiesterase activity. The record is from RefSeq and is a predicted model, not a curated record. The transcript is spliced from 22 exons. NCBI's taxonomy places the organism in Eukaryota, Metazoa, Chordata, Amphibia, Anura, Pelobatidae.
CUUGCUAAGAAUCAUCUUACACGUAUACUUCCAAAUCAGGCUUACAGCUCAGGGAAGGAAGAUGGCAUGAGACCGAUUUCUCCUUCUGUCCCCUGAAGGAGAAAACCCAGGGGAUUCCCGGAUUUCCCUGGGAAUUUGUACUUUUUCCUCCCCACCAUUUUCCUGUUUCAGUUGAUUUCAGAGGCAUCCCUGGUUAAGGUGCAGUCUGAUUUCCUCUGAGUUAAAGGAGCUGUUCUCAUCAUGAGUGGGCUGACAGAAAAGGAAGUGGAGAAAUUUCUAGACUCCAACCCUACCUUUGCCAAAGAGUACUAUGACAUUAAUUUCAGAUCUGGGAUCAUAAGCGACCUGCUUAGCUCCAAUAAGACCAAUGUGGAUUUCUCCAGUUAUCACACUUUGAGCAGUGUGGAAGAGAGUGAGAUAGUCUUUGACCUCGUUAGAGGAUUUCAGGAGAACCUCAACGUUGAAAGAUGUGUCUUCAAUGUUCUCAAGAGGAUGUCUUUUAUGAUCCAGGCAGAUCGUAUGAGUCUGUUCAUGUAUCGUAUGAGGAACGGCACUGCUGAGCUUGCUACCAGGUUGUUUAAUGUUCACAAGGAUGCCACCAUGGAGGAAUGUUUGGUGGUACCAGACUCUGAAAUAGUUUUUCCUUUAGACACCGGUGUACUGGGAUAUGUGGCACAGACUAAGAAAAUAGUGAACGUUGGGGAUGUCAUGCAGGACACACAUUUCUGUGGUUUCGUAGAUAACCUUACAGAAUAUGCAACAAAAAGCAUACUGGCAGCACCUGUAAUGAACGGGAAGGACAUAGUGGCUGUGAUAAUGGCUGUUAAUAAGGUCAAUGGCACUACCUUCAGCAAAUAUGAUGAAGAGAUGUUCCUUAAGUACCUCAAUUUUGCCAAUCUGAUACUCAAGGUAUUUCAUCUGUCCUAUCUUCACAACUGUGAAACCAGAAGGGGUCAGAUACUUCUAUGGUCAGCCAACAAGGUCUUUGAAGAACUUACAGACAUCGAGAGACAGUUUCACAAAGCUCUUUACACAGUCCGCGCCUUUCUUAACUGUGACAGAUACUCUGUGGGACUUCUAGACAUGACAAAGACAAAGGAAUUUUUUGAUCAAUGGCCAGUUCUUAUGGGUGAAGUUCCGCCAUAUUCAGGACCGAAGACCCCGGAUGGCAGAGAAAUAUCCUUUUAUAAAGUGAUUGACUAUAUUUUACACGGAAAAGAAGAAAUUAAAGUUAUACCGAACCCACCAGCUGAUCAUUGGGCUCUUAUAAGCAAACUGCCCACAUAUGUUGCUGAAAAUGGUCUUAUUUGUAAUAUCAUGAACACACCAGCUGAUGAAUAUUUUGAGUUCCAGAAAGGUCCUGUUGAUGAAUCUGGUUGGAUGAUUAAAAAUGUUCUUUCCAUGCCCAUUGUUAACAAGAAAGAAGAAAUUGUUGGUGUCGCUACGUUUUACAACAGAAAGGAUGGAAAGCCCUUUGAUGAAAUGGAUGAAGUACUAAUGGAAUCUUUAACACAGUUCCUUGGCUGGUCCGUCCUAAAUACUGACACCUAUGACAAAAUGAACAAACUGGAAAACAGGAAGGAUAUUUACCAAGACAUGGUCAACUAUCACGUGAAAUGUUCAAAUGACGAACUGCAGAUAAUUCUGAAAACAAAGGAAUUAUUAAAUAAAACGCCAGAAGAAUGUGAAGAGGAUGAAUUAUAUGAAAUAUUGCAAGAAGAGCUCCCAGAUCCAGGGGCAGCCGAAAUUUAUGAAUUUCACUUCAGCGAUUUGCCUCAGACAGAACUGUUUUUGGUGAAAUGUGCUAUCCAGAUGUACUAUGAGCUGGAAGUGGUGGACAAGUUCCAUAUACCACAAGAGGUAUUAGUCCGCUUCAUUUUCUCUCUGAGCAAAGGAUACCGAAAAAUUACUUACCACAACUGGCGGCAUGGCUUUAAUGUAGGACAGACAAUGUUCACACUUCUCAUGACUGGUAAACUGAAAAGGUAUUAUACAGAUCUGGAAGCCAUGGCUAUGGUGACUGCAGCAUUUUGCCAUGAUAUUGACCACAGAGGAACCAAUAACUUAUACCAAAUGAAGUCAGGACACCCAUUAGCAAGACUCCAUGGAUCUUCGAUCUUGGAAAGGCAUCAUUUGGAAUUUAGCAAGACGCUCCUCAAAGAUGAGUCAAUAAACAUCUAUCAGAAUCUCAACAGAAGGCAAUAUGAUCAUGCAAUCCAUAUGAUGGACAUUGCAAUCAUUGCAACAGACUUAGCUUUGUACUUCAAGAAGAGAGCCAUGUUUCAGAAGAUAGUAGACCAGUCGAAAACAUACGAGAAUGAGAAAGCGUGGACAGAAUACAUGAUGCUGGAGCAGACACGCAAAGAAAUAGUCAUGGCGAUGAUGAUGACAGCAUGUGAUCUGUCAGCUAUUGCCAAACCCUGGGAAAUACAAAGCAAGGUCGCUCUGUUGGUUGCUGCAGAAUUUUGGGAGCAAGGUGACCUGGAAAGGACUGUAUUGCAGCAAAAUCCAAUUCCGAUGAUGGACAGGAACAAGGCAGAAGAACUCCCAAAGCUUCAAUGUGGUUUUAUUGAUUUUGUCUGCACAUUUGUAUAUAAGGAGUUUUCCAGAUUUCAUCCAGAGAUACAGCCAAUGUAUGACAGGAUUCAAAACAAUAAGAAAGAAUGGAAAGCGUUGGCUGAUGAACAUGAGGCAAAAAUUAAAGCCCUGGAAGAGGAAAAACUAAAGAGAGAGGGCAUUCAGGCACCUAAACCAGCUCCAGCAGCGACGGGAAAGGAAAAUGGUGGGAGUGUCCCCAUAGGCGAACAACCACCCCAAUCAAAAAGUUGUUCUAUCUUAUAAGACUGUAAAUAUUUUUUUUCUUUUUUUUAACGUUUUUCUUGGUAGAGUACCGCUGGCAAUUGAUAAUACUGUACUGAUCUAGCGGAGUAUU